AUGUCAAUAAACGAUAUCGAAAGAAUCGAUGAAGACCAAGAAUACUGGGAAACGAAUGAAGAUCAGUGGCAAACAGCAACGGAUGACGAGACGUGGGAAAAUCAAAAUACAUUUGAUCAAGUUGAGAAAUUUAAAAUCAAAGUGAAAAAUGAUAUAAAAAAUGGCAUUAAAAACGAUAUUAGUUUGUAUAGAAUAAAGCAAUUGAUAUUAGAGAAACUAAAUGUAAAUUCAUUAAAUAGUGUUGAUGAAAUUUAUAUUAAUCAUAAAUAUGUGAAAUAUUGUCUUCAAUCAUGGAACGAUGAACAAUUACCAUCAAUACUGAAUGAAAUAAAAGAAAAAAAGGAUAUGGAAAAAUUAAUUGAUAAUGUAUCAAAAGUAAAAACAAUCCAAGAUGUAUUGAAAUUAUAUCCGAAAUCAAAAUGUUUUCAAAUGUUAAUGGAAAACAAAGAUUUACUUUUGAAAACAGAUUGUGAUUUUAUUUUGAUACAAUUUAAAGAAAAUAUUAUUAGUUGUUUGAAAGAUAAUAUUGAUAAUACUGAACAACACAAUGAAUUAUUAAUUGAAAUAGAAAAUAAAUUGAGAAAUUUAUUAUCGAUUCAUGAAAUUCAUAAAUUUGCUAAUAAAGAUGAAAUUAAAUCAAUUUCGUAUAUACAAAAAUUUUUAAUUGGACAAAUCUCAUUAAGUGAUUUUAGUAAAAAUUUUGAUGAAAAUUUUAAAUCAACACAAUUAAUUCAAGAAGAUAAACUAACAAUUGAGAAAAGAACGUUUAUUGAUCAGAUUCUCAAUAAACUUAAAUGUGCAUUUAAAAAAUUUGUAGAAACAAAUGAAACAAAACUAAUUACUUCAAGUGUUCAACAAAUUAAAAAGAUAAUUGAUUUUGGUUUAACAUCAGUGGAAUUUGAAAGUCUUGAAAUUGAAAAACGAAAUAUUCUUAUAGUAAAAGGAGUUUAUAUUUCACUAAAUUAUAUAUUGACAACAUUGGAAGAAAACUUAAAAAAUUCAGUUGAAGUUUGGUUAAUGGCAUCAGAAAAUUUGUUUAUUGAUUGCGAUAUAAAAAGUCAAAUAUGGCGUGGAAAAAAUAUGGCAAUUUGUGCAAAACAAAUAAUUAUUAUAGACAAGAGAAUAAUUGAUGUUUCAGGAUUAAAUGGUCAACCAGAAAAUAAGCCAUCAAAAGCAGAAAAUGGUAAAAAAUAUGGAACUGAAUCGGAUAAAAAUGGAAAACAUGGUCAAAAUGGUAUGAAAGGUGAAAGUGGAGGAAAUAUAACAAUUAUAUCUGAAACAAUUGAAAAUGGAAAUAAUUUAGAAAUUAAAGCAAAUGGUGGAAAUGGAAGUUAUGGACAAGAUGGUGGUGACGGUGUAGAUGGUGAAAAAGGUGCAGAUGGUCAUGGAUUAGAAAUGGCCGAAUUUAAAAGAAAUUUUCCACCAGCAGCAAAAAUGACCGGUAGACAAUCAAUGGGAAAUGUAAAAAGAAUUAUCGCUUAUAUAGAAGAAAAUGCAACAAUUACAAAAAAUAAAAAAUGGGGAGAAACUUUUGGGAGUCACGCACAAGCAUGUCAUUAUAUUGAAGCUGAAACAGCACAAGGAAAUCGUAUUUUUUUUUCCUAUUAUUGGACAAUAUUUCCAAUAAUUUCAAAAGAAGCUUAUUGUUUCUACGAAGGAACAUUUGGUAAACCGGGAACACCUGGCGGUUUUGGUGGACUCGGUGGAUAUGCAGGUGAACCGGGAUUGGCAGGUGACAUUAAAAUUUUAACAAAACCUGGGAUAAAAGCAAACAUUAAAACAAGUGCUAUUGAUGGAAGUCGAAGUUCUGAUGGACAAAAAGGUCGAGAUGGAAAUUUUGGUAAAUCUGGAGAAAAUAAACCUGAUGUUGGUUACAUUGAUUAUGAUAUGUGGAGAGAGCCUCUGUAUUACGAGCCUAAUUGGUAUAAAUUAUCAACUUAUACAAGUAGUGGUGCGCACAGAAUCCGAGAUUCAGAAUAUGAAAACAAAACACAAUAUGUACAAAUUGAGUUAAGAUCAGCACCAGAACCGCCGACGUGUUUAUCAAUAAAUGAAGCAGAAAAACAAAGACAUAAUAAUACGAAAAUAAAAAAACAAGAAGCAACAAGAAAACAUGCAAUUUCAAAUGAAUUAUUAACACAAAAUUAUAAUGAUCAUCAAAGGCAAUUUGCGAUAAGUUCAGUUGAAAGUUUACAAGUUAAUGUUAAUUUAUUUCGAGAACAAAUGUCACGUAUUCAAUCUGAAGAAAAACAAAUUCAAAAAGAAAAUAUUUGUAUUACAAAAUCCUUUAUUGAUGAAACACAUUAUAAAUUAAAUAUAUUAUCAAGAAAAAAAGUUGAAUUGAAUAACAAACCAUCGUUAUUGUCACCAUCAAAUUCAUUAAAUAUUAUUGAAAAAUUAUUAGAAAAAUUAAAAAUAUGUUACAAAGAUAAAAGUGAAGUUUUACAAACACACAUGAUUAUUUUAGAAAUGAACGAA
Didymodactylos carnosus is the source of this 2478-nucleotide messenger RNA. NCBI's taxonomy places the organism in Eukaryota, Metazoa, Rotifera, Eurotatoria, Philodinida, Philodinidae. The record is from the annotation of a GenBank genome assembly.